CUUCCCCUCCACUCCGCCCCGUCGCCUCUAUCCCGGAAGUUGCUGCCGGGUGCUCGAAAGCGAGCGCCACUUCGCAGCUAUCUGGAGCGGCCGCGCUUGCGGAGCCGUCACCAUGCCUCUGGCUAGAGAUCUAUUACACCCUUCCUUGGAAGAGGAGAAGAAAAAACAUAAGAAGAAACGGCUGGUUCAGAGCCCAAAUUCUUACUUUAUGGAUGUGAAAUGUCCAGGUUGCUACAAGAUCACUACAGUUUUCAGCCACGCUCAGACCGUGGUCCUCUGUGUGGGUUGUUCGACUGUGUUGUGCCAGCCCACAGGAGGGAAAGCCAGGCUCACAGAAGGCUGCUCAUUUAGAAGAAAGCAACACUAAUCAUCUAUACAAGUUCCUGAAUUUGUGUUUUUCACAGAAAGCCUUAUCAGCUUCAGUUACUUUACCAAGACAAUGUAAUUAUUGUUUGAUUUUAUAAAGUCUACAGCAAUGAUCUCCUAUUUUGGUGUCAGUUUUUCAAUAAAGUUUUAAUUAUGGACAAGUUC
Molecule: messenger RNA, 531 nt
Organism: Apodemus sylvaticus (European woodmouse)
Lineage: Eukaryota; Metazoa; Chordata; Mammalia; Rodentia; Muridae
Gene: Rps27l
Product: ribosomal protein S27 like
Exons: 4
Coding region: 113-367 (84 amino acids)
Biological process (GO): translation; ribosomal small subunit assembly
Cellular component (GO): cytosolic small ribosomal subunit; ribosome
Molecular function (GO): RNA binding; structural constituent of ribosome
Source: RefSeq, a predicted model, not a curated record